Molecule: messenger RNA, 2539 nt
Organism: Cuscuta campestris
Lineage: Eukaryota; Viridiplantae; Streptophyta; Magnoliopsida; Solanales; Convolvulaceae
Source: the annotation of a GenBank genome assembly
CAAAUAUUUAGGGACGGAGGGAGUAUUUAAUAGUGGGUAUAUUAUUUCUCUACAGUCUAGAAAAUAGAAAGGGUGGAGUAACUAAUACGUACUUCCAAUUAAAAAAAAGUUAGAAUGAUUACAUUUAAAAGUAUUUCAGUCAUUAGCAUUUUUUUUGGAAAUUAUUUCUCUAAUUCUUCUCUACAAAAUCAUUUCCACCAGCUUCCCUUCUUCGGCACUGGCCAUCAUCUUCCACAAUCUCACUCUUCUUCCAUUUUCAGGUAACAAAGCAUGUGGCGGUUUAAGCAUUUUGCCCAUAAGGAACAGAGCGGACUUGAAGGCCGCACCAUUGAUGUUGGCAAUCUCAAAGUUCAUGUUCGCAACAUAAUCGCAGAGGGCGGGUUCUCUUGUGUUUAUCUGGCCCGAGAUGCAGUCCAUGGUUCAAAACAAUAUGCAUUGAAGCACAUGAUAUGUAAUGAUGACGAGUCUUUGGAACUAGUUCUGAAAGAGAUCUCUGUCAUGAAAUCACUCAAGGGGCACCCUAAUAUCGUCACACUUUGUGCUCAUACGAUCUUAGAUAUGGGACGCACCAAGGAAGCUCUAAUUUGCAUGGAAUAUUGUGAAAAAACUCUAGUUGGUGUACUUGAGGGAAGGGGGUCUGGUUAUUUUGAUGAAAAACAGAUACUGACAAUUUUUAGAGAUGUUUGUAAUGCUGUCUUUGCUAUGCAUGGACAAUCUCCCCCCAUUGCCCACAGGGACUUGAAGGCAGAGAAUCUUUUGCUAGGCCCCGAUGGGUUUUGGAAACUAUGUGAUUUUGGUAGUACCACUACGAAUCACAAACGGUUUGAGAAGCCUGAAGAGAUGGGGAUCGAAGAAGAUAAUAUUAGGAAACACACUACACCAGCUUAUAGAGCCCCAGAGAUGUGGGAUCUUUACAGAAAAGAACUGAUAAAUGAGAAAGUAGACAUAUGGGCUUUAGGUUGCCUACUGUUCCGUAUAUGCUAUUUCAAGUCUGCAUUUGAUGGUGAAUCAAAACUACAAAUCUUGAACGGGAAUUACCGCAUUCCAGAAUUACCAAAAUACAGCACCGCCAUUGUAGACCUUAUUCGGGAUAUGUUACAAUCUUCACCAGAUGCCCGACCAGAUAUCAUGCAGGUGUGGUUCCGAGCUAAUAAUUUGUUACCCGAUGGGCUACAGAAAUCAUUGCCUGAUAGAGCUCCCGAAAUGAUGCAACAAGUGGCUGAUUUGCACGAUGGUACUCCAAAAACAGCAACCAAGACAAAUCCAGUACCUCGAAGAACUCCACCACCACCUCCCCCUUCUGCUGGAGAGACAAACCGUAAUUCACCACAGUCUCAUAACCCUGGGAUGCAUGGGGCCAAUGACCCUUUAGGUGCUUUUUGGAACACUGAACAUGCAAAGAAUGUAGUCCCAGAUGACAAAACUAGACCUAGGUAUGAUGAAGAAUUGAGUAGCUAUAAUAGAACAAGUUCUUCAAGGGCAGUCAACAGAGCAAGGGAUGCUGCAGAUUCUGAAACAAUUUUUUUCGACGGUAAUUCUGACCAAAAUAAUGAAAGAGAUAAAUCAUUCAAUGCUUUUGUGGCGGAGUUUAGCAGCAAUGGACACGGUUCUGAAGGCAACACUAAGAAAUCUGGGAAAGAAGAACUAUUAGAGGCUGAGGUCGAAAAGCUGAAGGAGCAGCUGACACAUGCCAACAUGGAGAAAGCUGAAAUAACUUCUAAAUAUGCAAAACUAUCCGCCAUAUGUCGCUCACAACGACAGGAGAUACAAGAACUUAAACAAGUUCUUGCUGCUAAAACUCCAUCGCCGAAUAAAGAUGCCUCCAAAAACCAAACGCCUCUUUCAAAUCAAACAUUCAGUACUACUACACAUCAAGGGGAAAGCAUCCAAGGAACCAUUUGGGAACUCCAACAAGGAUUGUUCAACCAGAGCCCAUCAAGUCCAGAUGACCCUAAGCCAUGGCAGGCCUUCUCAGAUGACAGCUGCCGUAAACCACCCACAAAUCCUCCUAGCAACACGCCACGUUCUAUGAGGACACGGGAUAACAACAACAACAACAAGAAGGAGGCUUCUGAUACAAGUUGGGGAUUCGGAACUGACAGCUUCACGGCACUUCCUUCCGUUACCUCUCAGGUGAUCCCUUCUUUUAAAGAACUCAACACUUCUAUGAUGAAGGGCACGGGGAACAGGUCGUCUUCCCAACCUGCUGGGUGGGCAGGCUUCUGAGCAAAUUCAUGAAAACAGUCAACUUCAGCUGGCUGGCUGGCCUCUACUGCUCUACUUAAUAAUUCCUAAUAUAACAAGAUUUUCUAGUCUCAUAAUAAUAGUACUGUAAAGAGAAGGAAAAAAAAAAAGAAUGGUGGUGAUGUUGAAUUUGUUGUGAAGAGAGUUGUAACUUUUUUGCCCUCUGAUAAUUACAUUUCUGCAUGAUGUGAGCCUUAUCUUUGUGAAGAACUAUCCACAUAUGCUAAUAUGAGUCUUUAUGCACACAUUUUUCUUGUUUAUUUUCAUUUAAUUACAAUGAAGAGAAAUUGUAUUG